Messenger RNA from Sinocyclocheilus grahami, 2643 nucleotides. Its product is annotated as glutamic acid-rich protein-like. Gene Ontology annotation, cellular component: RNA polymerase I complex. The record is from RefSeq and is a predicted model, not a curated record. The transcript is spliced from 2 exons. Gene Ontology annotation, molecular function: RNA binding. The annotation marks the transcript as partial. Gene Ontology annotation, biological process: transcription by RNA polymerase I. Lineage: Eukaryota; Metazoa; Chordata; Actinopteri; Cypriniformes; Cyprinidae.
AUGGCACACGUAGAGGACAAUAGUGGUACAGACAUCCUGUCAAAUGAAACUUCUGAAGCUCCCGAGACCGAACAACCUGAACCAAGUGAUGUUCUUGAACAUUCAGAAGCUGAAUUAAAUGAUGCUGAACACUCCGAUUCUGUCCAGUGUGCGGAGAACUCUCAUUUAGAUCAUUUAUCUGUAAUUGAAGACAGACAGAGAAACUCUGUGGAGGCCGUUACAGAACCAGCAGUGGAGCAUGAGGAUGACCUGACGUUUGACAAUAACCUGCUCAACAAAAGCAAUUCUUUGUUGCCACCCCAAGACGGAGACAUUUCUAUACAGAAUGAUAUUCAACAGACUGACAGUGACUUUGGCUCAGAGGAUUUAUUCAGGCCAUUGAACAGGCAGAAACAGAAGAACAAUCAAAUUCAUAAAGCGGCAUCGAUUCCAGCGAACGUGGAGGAGAGCGAUCAAGACAGUGAUGUGACCCAAAUAGAGACAGAAGGACCGUUUGUGUCCAUAUUUGGACCAGGAACACCAAGAUGGUUUGAUGGUGACCGCCAUGCACAUAAGGACAACGACAGCGAUGAAACUCAAAUAGAGACUGAGAGAAAAUCUGUGUCCGUGUUUGGGCCAGGAACACCAAACAAGCAGUUUACUACGCAAGACAUGAACAGUACCAAACACCCAGAAUCCCAAAAGACAGACCAGAUUCCUGUUGGCCUAAAUGCUGAACUGCUCUCAAGGAAAGAGGAAAAGUGUAACAAUAAAAAGAGAAAAACAGUGUCAAAAUCUCAUAAGGAUUCUGAUGUUACAGAUGUAGAGGAGACCAUGAAUGUGCAACCACCAUCUAAACAUUUACCACUAGCUGAUGAACCAUUAAAAGAAGUUUACUCCAUUUCAUCUGAGCACCUCAAGUUGAGUAAACGAAGGGCGAUAGAGAUGGAAACAGAUCUUCAGGAAACUCCUUUGUUUACAAAUGGUGGAAUGAGCUUUAUUAAAAGAAAAAGAAAGAGAAAGGAGAAAUUGGGUGCAAUUAAUUUCAUACAGUGUGAUACAAAUGUAGAUGUGAGCUCUGAAUCUCCAGUUGAUAACAUCACUGGAGUUAAAACAACACCCAGAGAGAACGAUAAGUCGCAUGAAGUGGAAAACAGAGUAACGAAUGAAGAGCAAAGGGAAGCAUCAGUUUUACAUUUGGAGGAGACAUCAGAGAUCUUGGAGGAAAGUGUUUUAUCUAUGGUGGCAGACAACAGUGUUAUCACAAAGGUUAAGAGGAAAAAGAAGAAAAAGGACAAAUUAAAAGAACACGAGUCAAGUGUAGAAAAGCAGUCGGUUGAGACGGUUCAGUUCAGUGAGUCACAAACAGCUGAACUGACAUCCAAAAUAACUAAAAAGAAGAAGAGAAAAGACAGAGAGAGGACUAAGAUGGCAUAUGUAGAGGAGAAUAGUGCUACAGACAUCCCAUCAAAUGAAACUUUAGACUCUGAUAGACCAGCAGAGUUGAGAGUAAAUGAUCAAUCCAGUGAAGAUCCAGAGACGAAUCGACCUGAGCAUAUACAGACAUCAGAGGAAAUCACAGGAUGUCCAACGCCUAAUGUAACCACAUUAAAAUCAGUAAAGAAGAAGAAGAAAAAGAAGAAAAGAGAUGAGACUGAAGAGCCAGAAGAUGAAUCUGUUGAUCUGGAUGUGAAUUUUAUGUCUCAGUUUGAUCAUGUUGAUGGUGUGGUUGAACAACAGGUCAUCGAAGAAAGACCAAGCGAUGACCGCACAGCUGAACAUUUAGAAGGUAAUACAGCACAUAUUUUAAAGGUUGCCAAACACAAAAAGAAAAGUCAGAAUGUAAGUUCAUCAUCUCAAAGUGAUGACAUUAUUGGACUGGAUAAACAAGCAUCAGGCUCGCAGUCAGAAAGCGCAGAAGAACUCUUGGAAAAGAAAACGAAGAAAAAGCAGAAAUUAAAAGAGCGAAAGAACGCAGAACUUGCUUCAGAUAUUGGAGACAAUGUGCAGUUGUUUCAACAAAGUGAGUCACCAGCUACGGAUUUGCUAUCCAGAAAAACAAAACAGAAGAGAGCGAACAAAGACAGGGAAAGAACAACAGAUAGCUUAUCAAGUGAAAUGUUGGACCACAUGGAUGAUAGACCUUCAGAAAUUAGGGGAAAUAAUGUGAUUCAGUCCAUUGAGGCCACCGAGACCAAUCAGUUUGAGCAUUUACAGACAUCAGAGGAAAUGACAAGAUGUUCUUCACCCAAUGUAACUAAAUUAAGCUCAGGGAAGAAAAAGAAGAAAAAAAGGGAUAGAAGUGAGAAACAUCAGUAUGAAUCUGUUGAUGUCAAUCUGGAUGUGUCUCCGCUUGAUGUCGUCUCUGGGCUGAUAGCACAAAAGACGAUUGAAAGAAGGCCAAGCGAUGGCAGUGCAGUGGAACAUUUGGAAGGUAAUGCAGCACGUGUGUUAAAGAUGGCCAAACGCAAAAAGAAAAGUCAGAAUGCAAGUUCUUCAUCUCAAGCUGAUGAUAUCAUUGGACUGGAAAACACUGUGUCAGACCUGCAGUCAGAAAACACAACAGAACAUGUGGAAAAAAUGUAUUCACCUGUCCUUUCAGACAGCUUGUUUACCAGUAAAGAGAAAAAGAAGAAAAAGCACAAAUUAAAAGAGCAAGAGGAA